AUGUUUCGUCUCAAGAGCCUGGACGCCAAUGUUGAAGCCAUCAUCAAUCCUCCACCCAAGCCACGUCCUUCUCCAGGCAUGCCUCUCCUUAAUGGAAACGUCAGUCAAUUCCUUGCCGGCCAACCUCGCGGUUUCACCAAUGUCGCCGUCGCCGCAGCCGUGUUCCAUAAAGAUCGCCUCCUUCUAGUCCAACGUGCCGACACUGACAGCUACCCUGGCCAUUGGGAAUUGCCUGGAGGAUCAGCUGAUCCAUCGGACAAGUCCAUCAGCGAGUCGGUCGCGCGUGAACUGUUCGAGGAGACCGGACUCAAGAUGAAACGCAUCCUCGUCGAAAUCCUCCCACCCACAACCUUCUCCACUGGAUGGGGCAAGCGCCAGAAGACAUGGCUCAAGGCCAGCUUCGUCAUCGAGAUUACUGCAGAGUCCAAGGCCCGAGCUGAACACGAGGUCGAGAUGCAAGGAUCAGGUCAGGAGCUCUCUCGCAAGGAUAGUGUUGUUGCUGUCGAUCCUCCUGCCGUCAAGCUCUCGGAUGAAGAGCAUCAGAAGUACAUCUGGAUUACAGCUGAGGAGGUGAUUAAGAACAGAGUGUCGAUGCCAGGCGAAGGCACGAUGGAGUUUAUCGGAUCGGACAGUGUAUCGACCAUACUUGAAGCAUUCCGCUUGAACAAGCACAUGCAGAAGGCGGAGCUGAUGCAGGCACUGCAAGUGACCAAAGCUGAGGAGGGAAAGGCUUGA
This is a messenger RNA of Aureobasidium subglaciale EXF-2481, 735 nucleotides long. RefSeq lists its product as uncharacterized. The record is from RefSeq and is a predicted model, not a curated record. Bases 1 to 735 code for a protein of 244 amino acids. NCBI's taxonomy places the organism in Eukaryota, Fungi, Ascomycota, Dothideomycetes, Dothideales, Saccotheciaceae. The transcript has a single exon.